UUCUCAACACUCUCCCCUCAGAAACCCUCCCUCCCUUUUCACUUCUUAUUCUCUCUCUUUUUCUUUCGCACUGCUCCGUUUCUCUUUCUAUCAAAGCAAACACUCUCUUAACCAUGAACGUCACUUCUAUUCGUCUCGAGUCUAAUCCUAUCACUUCUUCUAAGUGGGCCCACCGUCCAGCCCACCGCAGGUCUCUUCUUCCUCCUCGAAACGUCGUUAUAUGCUCCCUGAAACCUCCCUCUUCGUCGUUGAGCGUUGCCGAGUCAGCCUCCACCGACUCAUUGAGUCGUAUCGGGUCACUGAGUCAAGUUUCUGGUGUGUUGGGUUGCCAAUGGGGCGAUGAAGGUAAAGGCAAACUUGUCGACAUUUUGGCGGAGCAUUUCGACGUUGUCGCUCGUUGCCAGGGUGGGGCUAAUGCUGGUCAUACAAUAUACAACUCAGAAGGAAAGAAAUUUGCCCUUCACCUUGUUCCGUCUGGUAUUCUUAAUGAGGAUACUCUCUGUGUUAUUGGCAAUGGAGUUGUGGUUCACUUGCCGGGGCUGUUUAAGGAAAUUGAUGGCUUGGAAUCCAAUGGUGUUUCUUGCAAAGGAAGGAUAUUGGUGUCUGACCGUGCUCACUUGUUGUUUGAUUUCCAUCAAGAGGUUGAUGGGCUUAGAGAAGCGGAGCUUGCUAAGUCGUUUAUCGGAACUACUAGAAGAGGGAUUGGACCUUGUUACUCGAGCAAGGUGAUUCGUAAUGGUAUUAGAGUAAGUGACUUGAGGCACAUGGAUACUUUCCCUCAAAAACUUGAUCUUUUACUAUCAGAUGCUGCUUCGAGAUUCCAAGGUUUUAACUAUGGCCCAGAAAUGCUUAGGGAAGAAGUUGAGAGAUACAAGAGAUUUGCUGAGAGGUUGGAACCCUUCAUUGCGGAUACUGUGCAUGUCAUGAAUGAAUCUAUUGCACAGAAGAAGAAGAUUUUGGUUGAAGGUGGCCAAGCUACCAUGCUGGACAUUGACUUUGGAACUUAUCCUUUUGUGACUUCAUCGAGCCCGUCAGCUGGUGGGAUCUGCACUGGUCUUGGUAUUGCUCCAAGAGUUGUUGGUGAUCUCAUUGGAGUGGUGAAAGCAUACACUACAAGGGUCGGUUCUGGUCCUUUCCCUACGGAGAUCUUAGGUCAAGGGGGUGACCUUCUUAGGUUUGCCGGACAGGAGUUUGGAACCACAACGGGUCGUCCUCGCCGUUGUGGUUGGCUUGAUAUAGUUGCACUGAAGUACAGCUGUCAAAUUAAUGGCUUUUCUUCUUUGAACCUUACCAAACUUGAUGUUUUGUCUGAUCUUCAUGAAAUUCAGUUGGGAGUUGCUUAUAAACAGAUUGAUGGUACUCCAAUUCAAUCAUUCCCAGCAGAUCUUCGUCUUCUUGAACAAUUGAAGGUUGAAUACGAAGUUCUACCUGGAUGGAAGAGUGAUAUUUCUUCUGUUAGAAACUACUCCGACCUUCCAAAGGCUGCACGGCGAUAUGUAGAGAGGAUAGAAGAACUUGUUGGGGUACCAGUCAAUUACAUUGGUGUCGGGCCUGGACGGGAUGCUCUCAUAUUCAAGUAAUUGAAAUAUUAUUUACUUAGACAACCCGAUUCCAUUAUUAUGCAAUGCUGCAACAUUUUAGCAUGAUUACUUAAUCGGGCAAAAUUUUUGGACAGAAUAAGAAGUUACGAAGUAGAUCUGUCCAUUUACAUACGGUGUUUACUUUGAAUUGUAUGUUUAAUUAUGUUAAAUCAUUAGAGAUGUCAGUCAUGUCACAGUUUGUUAAGUGCAAAUUAGGGAAGAGAUUUUUCUGUUCCAACAGUCAUUUGAGCCCUUUAAUAAUGUAGUUACGCCAGCUUUUGUAGUUUGGAAUCUCAAAUUAGUUCUUGGUUGCAAUAUUUUGUUAAGGCCCCAUGCUCCUA
Jatropha curcas is the source of this 1921-nucleotide messenger RNA. It is a transcript of the gene ADSS, whose product is annotated as adenylosuccinate synthase. Gene Ontology annotation, cellular component: cytoplasm. Gene Ontology annotation, molecular function: adenylosuccinate synthase activity; GTP binding. Lineage: Eukaryota; Viridiplantae; Streptophyta; Magnoliopsida; Malpighiales; Euphorbiaceae. Gene Ontology annotation, biological process: IMP metabolic process; 'de novo' AMP biosynthetic process. The record is from RefSeq and is a predicted model, not a curated record.